CAAUCACAACGCAGCUGAACAGGACGCUCCCGGUACACACACGUGGUCGGCUUACGUACGCCGUUUUACGCUAUUGCUCCUCUACCAGCAAUCGCAGUCGAUUGCAGUGCAGGACGGUGAUCAUCGAGAUCCGCGUCAGUAUCUAGAAACGCGUUGCAGGACAACAACAUCCAGCAAGUCCUGGCAAUCGUGCUCAACUGCGCGCCGGUGAAGAUCCAUUUUCAACGACAUCAAGUCGACAUUUCCUCGUUCUUGUGUACCCGAUAUGGCAGAUAUGCCAGCGAAUGUGGGUAUCACGCGGAAAAUGUCUUUCGGUAUCAAUGGCAAGCUCAACGGCGUUGAAAGCAAGACACCCUUCCUGAUAGGUGUCUCCGGCGGUACUGCAAGUGGAAAGUCUACAGUAUGCAAGCGUAUAAUGGAAAAAUUAGGACAAGUCGACAUGGAUCAUCAACAGCGUCGGGUAGUCUGUAUAUCACAAGAUAGCUUCUAUCGUGACUUGACACCUGCUGAGAAAGUGAAAGCUGAGAAGGGACAGUAUAAUUUUGAUCAUCCUGAUGCCUUUGAUGAUGAUCUAAUCUUACAAACGCUGCAGGAUAUUCUUGCUGGUGUCAAAUGUGAGAUACCUGCUUAUGAUUACAGGACAAACAGUUUAAUGAAAGAUCAAGUUACCACAAUAUAUCCUGCGGAUGUGGUACUGUUUGAAGGAAUACUGGUAUUUUAUUUUCCCAAAAUUCGGGAUUUGUUUCACAUGAAAUUGUUUGUGGAUACUGAUUCUGAUACCAGACUUGCAAGGAGAGUGCCAAGAGAUAUAAAAGAACGUGGAAGGGAUUUAGAUUAUGUCCUGAAUCAAUAUAUGAACUUUGUAAAACCAGCUUUUGAAGAAUUUUGUUUGCCAACAAAAAAGUUUGCAGAUGUUAUAAUACCAAGGGGAGCAGACAACACAGUGGCAAUAGAUCUAAUAGUGCACCACAUCUGGGAUAUUAUGCGUUUGAAAAACGCCGAAAACUCAGCCGGGCAGCAUCCAUUCUUCCACCAGCGUAGGCGUACUUCGGCCUCAUCCGACACGCUCAGCAGAUGACUUAAGCAUGAUAAGCUCACUCUGUCAAGCACUGCAUUUUUUUCUAAAUCACGCUCCUAUGUAUGACUGAAUUCUAUGAGACAUUUUCCAAUCCCUUUUUCUAAUAAUAAACGGAAAAGUAAUGUCCGUUUUUGAAUGCAGGAUUACUCAUCUUUAUAUCAUCAAUAUAUCAAUUGGCAGUAACUUAAAAGAGAUUAAGACAUAUACAACAUAAAUAGAAUGUUGAUUAAAAGAAAAAAACAAAUAGAUGUGAUAAAUACUUUUGCUAUGAUAUUUGUCUAAUUAGAUUAGAACAACUUCUACCAAUAAUCAUAUAAAAUAUUGAACUUUUAUAUGAGACUUGAUAUUUACUAAUGUCUAGAAUUUUUAUUUUUACUGUGAUACACAAACGUUAGAUUGUGAUCAAUUAAAUAUAACAUGUCUUUAACAAUUUUAAUUUUAUAUGAUGAAAACGGACAUUGUUUAUUCGCCAAUUAUGUAUUAUGUUUCUUUGACGGAUUAUAUCUUACACUUACAUGGCGGAGAAAUGGUG
Molecule: messenger RNA, 1610 nt
Organism: Atta colombica
Lineage: Eukaryota; Metazoa; Arthropoda; Insecta; Hymenoptera; Formicidae
Gene: Uck
Product: probable uridine-cytidine kinase
Exons: 5
Coding region: 266-1078 (270 amino acids)
Cellular component (GO): cytosol; cytoplasm
Molecular function (GO): ATP binding; kinase activity
Source: RefSeq, a predicted model, not a curated record